CAUGACUCCUACUCCGUGUGACUGCCCUGCAUUCCUCAAGCGGCACUGUCAGCUCUAUAAGCUGGUUUACGUUCACAGAAAGAGUCGCUGAGUGACAUUUAAAGUUCAGGAAAGCGCCCGCUCUUCCCUUUGUUUUUGUUUUGUUGGCGCAAAACGGCGGACAAUUUGCGCAAACAGUUUGCGAAUUCGCCGCUAUAGUUUCUGUCAAAGUGCAUCCUCAGCCUGCAGGAGGAAACCCAUGGUCGACCACUGAGGAAAAACUUAUGGCUGAGCUCAAGCCGCCAGACGCAAGGAGGUGCAGAUACUUCUUCCUCUAUGACGGGUCAAAGGUCAGAGGAGAGGGGGACCCCACCAGGGACGGCAUCUGCUACUUCUACCCCGAGGAGACUCCUAUGGACAAGCAGGACCUGCUGUGUGGUCAGCUUGCAGGAGUGGGCCGCUGUGUCUCUGAGCUUUCCUCCUCCGCUGUACGCGUCCUGAGGCUGCGUCGCUGCAAGUUCGCCAUCCGCAUGAAGGAUGACUUCUUCUGGGCGUUUGGUUGUUCCAUGGACGUCCCUACUGUCAGCGUCUGUGAGCUCCUGGAUCAUCUCAUCAACCUCUUCUGUUUCUACAGCGGCUCUGUUCGCCAGAGCUAUCAGCUCCACAGUAAGGAAACUCUGGCCGCUGAGUGGGCGCGGUACCUUUCCCAUGUUCUGUCCGGACCGUCCGAGUUGCACUACAUCUUACAAAGCGUGCGAACCCUAGACCUGACAAACGUUGACCCACUUCUUCUCCUCAAAGCUGCCCUCAUUCUCCAGGCGUGCCAGCGCUGCCCCCUGGUGUUAGCUGGCUGUGUUCUCUUUAGAGGGAGAGUUGUCAGCACACAAAUGCCUCCACAGCUGACGAUAAAGGUCAUGGUGCAUGAGAGUGAAAACUACACUAAGACGCAGAGGUCGAGUGGAAGGAGCACGCCGACAUCAGACGGCGGGCCGGUCAGCUCCACUGCCGUGUUCCUGACGCCGUCUGAGCUUCAGUACCUGCAAUCUGCUCCCGUCGACAAAAUAUCCAGUUCCCACUCUGCUCCGGAGAAAGACGCUCCCCCAAAGAAGACCAGGCUUUCCAGAACUUUAUCGGACACCCCGUCAUCAGAGUCGACGCCGUCUCGUCCAGCAUCCUGUCAGUCCCCUCAGAGGGCGUCCUUCAGCCCGCACACGUCGGGCUCCGAAGACUCCGUGUUUUGUCCGGCUCCGUCACAAGGUUCUUCUGGGAACUCCCCCGACCCGUCUCCUCCGUCACCGAUCCACCGUUUUUCUUAUGGAGGGAACGCUCAUCAAGCGGAGGGAGGAACACCGGACGAGUCGCACUGUCACAGUCUUCACAGCGGCGGAGGUGGAGUUAGCCAGAUGCCCAGCGAAGGAGAUGGCUCGGCGUUCGAGGAAUCCCUCCAUCUUAACGAAAAGAUGGCAGUGGAAGAGAGCAGAGUCUGCUGCAGGAAGCCCAGAGGUCACAAGGCGGCGAUGAGGCAGCCUUCUUCUGGUUCCUGCUCUUUCGACAGCCUGGAGGAGAGUCCUCUGAUCCCCAUGGUCCUGUACGUGCACCGGGUCAACAGUCUGGUGCUGGCUCUGCUGGUAGAACCUCGUUUCAUGGGCGACUCUGCCUCCCUGGAGGAAGUGAACCACAGCAGCCUGGCUUCGCUCAAUGGACUGGAGGCCCACCUCAGGGCCAUAUCUCCUGUGGCCCCAGGCGCCGCGGGGCCUUACUUAUUCGCCCAUUACGACUCCGUCCAGAGCACUCUGACAACCAACAUGUCUGGCCGACCAGGGGGAGCCCCGGAGUAUCCCUUUGUCCGAGCCACAUCGCUUCUCCACUCGCAUUUCUCUGACACUGAGACUCUGCAGGAGGCUAUUAUCAGGAGCGCCGGCACAGCUGUGUACGGCGCCCGCAGUGUGGCGCAGGAGACCUACUUCCAGCAGCACGGCGGAUCCAUGAGGAACUCGGGCAUUCCCAACCAGCAGGACAGCGCCUUCUCGCUGCCCAGCAAGGCCCGGCACAGACUCCUCAAACACGGGGUCAACCUGCUGUGAACGGACGGCAGGAUUCAGAACUCCGUUUAACAAACAAAUGAAUAGAAAAAGAACCCGCUGAAGGAUUUUGAUCAAGCUUUUGUCCUUGAUAAAAUGUUUUCUGUCGUUCCUGCUGAACUUCCCCUGAACACACUGACUAUUCUACGGUAAGACGCACUUUGUUUCCAAACGUUAUUACUGCCUUAAAUAUUUAAACAGAAAAGCUAACAGUGCCUUUUUUAAAAUUUGUUAUAUAGCAAUCUAUAAUGCAAUGAUUUAGAUCAGAGCAUAGUCAGGUUUUGAAAUGGCCUAGUCAAAGUCUGACCAAGAAGACGUCGCAAAAUGUUCAGUCUUAAGAUGUACGAAGCUGAAAGAGACAUUCCCUUUAAGACCGAGAGCAAACGCUUUCCAGCAUCGGCUCAUUGCGACGAAAUGCCAGAAAAGUUAAGAGGUGUGAAUACUUUUGAAGUCGCUUUCGGCGUUCAUCCUCAGUUUGGGUCAUUUAUACAUCGCUUUACUGUAAUACGUGGGCUUAAGAGUCUCUUAAGAGUCUGUUUACACACUGUACAUUCCCAUGCUGGCGAUACUUUCUGUUUUGCAGCAGAUUACGUUGCUCCUGUAUUUUCUAUUUCUUCUGACAAGACGAAAAGCAACGGCAUGUUUAUUAAUGGCGUCGCUGCAACCUUUGUGUUUAUUGGUAAUAAAACCAUCAAAUAUUUCCCAGAUCUUCUCGCUGUUGUUGUUUUUUGUUUAAGUGAGGUACUGUGAUCUGUCAAUCCUUUGAAGGAGUUGCAGUAAAUGGCUCAGACUUCAGGCUUUGUGUGAGGAGCUUUAGUCUCUUCAUGUUGAGAGCAGCAAUUUGAGAUGACCCUCAAAUUUUACCUCCAUUUUUUUUCCCCUUCUCAUUUAUUUUCCCAAAGGAUUCAAGCUAAAUAAAUAAAUAAAGAAGCAGCAGCAUGUGUAAAAACCAAA
This is a messenger RNA of Poeciliopsis prolifica (blackstripe livebearer), 3014 nucleotides long. RefSeq names its product HPS4 biogenesis of lysosomal organelles complex 3 subunit 2 (gene hps4). NCBI's taxonomy places the organism in Eukaryota, Metazoa, Chordata, Actinopteri, Cyprinodontiformes, Poeciliidae. The record is from RefSeq and is a predicted model, not a curated record. The transcript is spliced from 12 exons. Bases 264 to 2063 code for a protein of 599 amino acids. Gene Ontology annotation, biological process: vesicle-mediated transport.